Molecule: messenger RNA, 210 nt
Organism: Protopolystoma xenopodis
Lineage: Eukaryota; Metazoa; Platyhelminthes; Monogenea; Polystomatidea; Polystomatidae
Source: the annotation of a GenBank genome assembly
CAUCUUUUCACGGGAAUCGAAGAAGAUUGCCUCGGAAACAGCGUCAGCAUCAAUCUGCCAGUAAAGCCAAUCGACAGCUGGUCGUCUUCUGGUGGUACCGACCUUUGCAUCUCUUCACGCAACACUUUCACUCGAAAUGUAAGUAAGUUCAACAAUUAUGAAAGUAGACAUUCCCCGAAACCCUCCUGUCAGGGAUGGACUGCAGCUUAG